Molecule: messenger RNA, 2600 nt
Organism: Coccinella septempunctata (seven-spotted ladybird)
Lineage: Eukaryota; Metazoa; Arthropoda; Insecta; Coleoptera; Coccinellidae
Gene: MESK2
Product: protein NDRG3
Exons: 9
Coding region: 241-1638 (465 amino acids)
Biological process (GO): signal transduction
Cellular component (GO): cytoplasm
Source: RefSeq, a predicted model, not a curated record
GCCAGUCACGUGAGGGCCGUUUGCCCAAUGACGGGAGAAUUUCAGUUCGUCAUAGUCAGAGAAACGUCACACGUCAGACUGUAACCAGCUCGAAAAUUGAAUAAGUGUUGUGUUUUAAAUAAAACAGUGAGUGGUUAUUCCAAUUUUACAAGAACUGGCUACAACCAUUUUUCUGAAAGCAACCGUUUAUUUUGUAAAAUGACCCGAUGAACCAUAAUUGGCACGAAACGUCGUCGCACGAUGCCGAGUAGCUCAGGCGGGUCUUACAGCUCCCUAGCGGGCACCAACGAAAUUUACAGGCCCACGACUGUUGCUGGAGUCCAGACCUCUGGAUUUCUGGACGGCGUGAAAAGGGCCUUCCAGUUCGUGUCCGGCGGUGCGGCGCCGGUCGUGGUCAAGAGGAACGACCAGCUGCUGGAGCAGGCUCCUAGGCCCGCUGUGGCCGUCAUACCAAGGACAGAUAGCGUGAACACAAACACGAAUAAGAAAAUGCCUUCUUCCGGUACAAUUGCAGAAGAAGCAGCCCUUUUGGGAACGAUGCCUUCAGACAGCAUGGACGACAUAGAACUCAAGAACAUACAGCUCCACUUCCCGUCGUCCAGGUCUCUGUCCAGAGGCGACUCCGCCAUGCUGGAAGAGGUGGUUGAGACCGACCGGGGUACUCUGGUGGUGGCUGUUCAGGGUUCGAGGAACAAACCGGCGAUAUUGACGUAUCACGACUUGGGAUUGAACUAUAUUUCCAGUUUCCAGGCCUUCUUCAACUACAUCGAUAUGCGUGCGCUACUCGAGAAUUUUUGCGUUUAUCACGUUAACGCUCCAGGACAAGAAGAAGGAGCACCAACACUUCCAGAAGACUAUAUCUACCCGACGAUGGACGAGCUCGCAGGCCAGCUCAGCUACGUCCUGACCCAUUUCGGAAUCAAGCAGUUCAUCGGAUUCGGCGUGGGCGCCGGCGCCAACAUCCUGGCACGUUACGCCCUCUGUUAUCCGAACAGGGUGUCGGCCCUCUGCCUGAUCAACUGCGUCAGCACGCAAGCGGGCUGGAUAGAAUGGGGCUACCAGAAGUUAAACGCGAGACAUCUGAGGUCCAAGGGGAUGACGCAGGGCGUCUUGGACUACCUGAUGUGGCAUCAUUUCGGAAGGAACACCGAGGAAAGGAACCAUGACCUGGUGCAAGUGUACAAGAGCUACUUCGAGAGGAACGUGAACCCAACGAACCUGGCCCUUUUCAUCGAUAGCUACAUCAAACGGACCGACCUCAACAUCCACCGCGACGUCGACCCUUCCAAAAACAAGGAAUCCACCCUGAGGAUGCCGGUCAUGAACAUCACCGGGUCCCUGAGUCCUCACGCAGACGAUACAGUCACGUUCAACGGCAGGUUGGACCCAUCCAGCUCGUCCUGGAUGAAAAUAUCGGACAGCGGGAUGGUCCUAGAGGAGCAGCCGGCUAAGGUCAGCGAAGCUUUUCGGUUAUUCUUACAAGGAGAAGGCUACGUUGCUCCAUUGUCCCCAACGAAAAUGGCCCUUUACCGCAAAACGUCGUUGGAGGAACUGCUCAAGUCCAAAAUGUACGCAGAGAAGCAGUGGCCGAAUAUCAUACACAUCACUGAAAAUCCCAUUUCAGCGGUCGUUUGUUAAAUUAGAACGUUCGAAACUGUAUUGAAAUUUAUGCGCAGAUUGUAGAUAGUCAGUAGAGGAAGUAACGUUUCUUGAUUUCCGAAAAAAUUCAACGCUUCUGCGCGUUCCUAUAAUAUAUCGAAUUAAAAAUUUUUUACACGUCUCAUAUGAGUUGGCGAGCAUGACGAUGAAGCUGGUGAGCUCACGAGCAUGUUCGCCGGUUUAUUUGGGGACAGCCUUUGCAGCAUGUGAUAUACAAAAUGACGAACUGAUGAAGACCAGGUCUUUUAAAGUACACGAUUUAGCUUAUUUUUAUAAUUAGCGGAAUUGAUUUUAACGAAUUGAUGAUAUUUUAAGUGGUUGAAUCACUUGAAUGUGGUUUGGUGAUCCUCGAACAGAGGAUCAAUGUGAUAUUGAGUCGAAUUGAGGUAAAUUUCAAUACAGAUCAUGGCCACUGCCCUAAGAAGCACACAUAUCUUUUCUUCGUUCAUUUUUUAUUUUCUCAGGUAGAACUCUUUGGAUAGCGUCUUGUUUCCUUUCGAGAUGUUUGUUCCUUUCGCCUGAGCCUCAUUCACUUAUAAAUUUUAAUGUUUUUUACGUGACGUAAUGACCCUAUCCAACGGAAUUCUUCCGCAGACUUUGAACAGCCACAAGUUGACCGAUUUUUAUAUAGAGCCUGUAGCUGAUGCGAGGAUUUAUCGGCUUAAAGGGGGCAAUCCCACAGACGACUUGUAGUUUCAUUGAAGUUAGACCUUUAGAGAAAGCUUUAAUUGUCAUUUAGUGAUUUGUUAGAAUUUAUUUAACUAUGACAUGUACUGAAAUCAUUCACGUUAUUCACAUCGUUAAUAUAGAUUACAUAUAUAUUUUAAGUUCAUGAUAAUGUUAAUUCGAUUGUGAUGAAAACACAUACUGUGCCUCACUCUGUUGGAUGUUUUAAUUUAAGCACUCUGAUUUUAUCAAAAUAAACAUAUUUGUUUUCGAUA